Rhizopus microsporus ATCC 52813 is the source of this 2413-nucleotide messenger RNA. RefSeq lists its product as uncharacterized. The record is from RefSeq and is a predicted model, not a curated record. Bases 37 to 2382 code for a protein of 781 amino acids. Gene Ontology annotation, cellular component: cytoplasm. Gene Ontology annotation, molecular function: protein binding; guanyl-nucleotide exchange factor activity. Lineage: Eukaryota; Fungi; Mucoromycota; Mucoromycetes; Mucorales; Rhizopodaceae. The transcript is spliced from 8 exons. Gene Ontology annotation, biological process: intracellular signal transduction.
CUAUUUUCUAUAUUUAUACAAUCACAUAAUAAUAACAUGGAUGGAAAUGACGCCUUCUCGAGGAUAUUAGAGACAAAGCGUAGACCACAAUCACGUCAAAGUAUAAACAGAUUUUCGCGUGUAUUUGAACCAAGUCAUCUUGAUAAGCCAACUCCACCAUCGAAGCCUCCUUUGCUAAGGGAGCAAAUAAUAGACGAAGUUCCACUUACCUUUAAAGACAUUCGUGCGAAAUUUCAAAACGAGUCAAGUAUACCUAUUCAGCCCAAGACCCACUAUCGACCACCAAUACCUUUGAAACCUUCCAAGACAGGACCAGCAUUACCCGAGAAAGUGAUUAUACCUGCUAGAACUGGUCCACCUACUUUACCCACCAAACCCAAAUUAAGAAAUGAAAUGCCUGAACAACCUCGAUCACGACCAGACACUUCUUUAUAUAUGCCCAACGUUAUUCCUCGCACAGAAACUGGAAACAGUAGCAUCGUGAGCACAUCUUCUACUUCCAGUUCACAAUACUCAAACAAGAAAGGCUGGCAUUCGAGUAUGAUUAGCAGUUGGUUUAGUAGCAGUAGUAGUAAUAACAACACCCCUCAACAGCAACAAGAAGCACUCAAGAAUUCUAUACGAAGGCAGCCUACAACCGAAACAGUAGAUUCAUUUGGUACAGUAUCACCUCAAGUCACAGGAUCAAAGCGUAAAAAGGUCAUGACAGAGUUGCUCGAGACAGAAAGAGCCUACCAAAAGGAUAUGUCACUACUAAAGGAGAUAUACUAUGAUCAAGCUGUAGAGUGUCUUUCAAGGUCAGAUGUACGGCAUUUAUUUAGCAACCUGUUGGAUAUUGUCGAGUUUGAAAAGUCAUUUGUGGUCUUACUCGAACACUCAUAUGAACAGGAUACGAUAGGAACAGCUUUUAGAGAAUCAAUGCGUACCAUAGAUAGUAUUUAUAGUGACUACUGCAAGAGGCACGAAGAUGCUGUGUUAAGAUUACAGGAACUGGAGACACAGGCAGAAGCUCAGGCAUUUUUAAAUAAAUGUCAAGAGCAGCUUCAGGGGAAAACAACUAGCUGGGAUCUAGGUAGUUUACUGAUUAAACCUGUGCAGAGAGUCCUCAAAUAUCCACUGUUAUUAAGAGAGAUUCUAACGCUUACCUCGCCUACACAUUUGGAUCAUGAUGAUCUUGCUUCUGCGCUCAAAGAAAUAGAAGAAGUAGCAGAGAAUAUUAAUGAGAUCAAGAGAAGAAAGGAUAUUGUGGAGAAAAUAGUUGGUGAUAAAAAGAAGACAGAUAUUAAUGUGGUACAUGGUAUCAACAAAAAAUUCACGAGACGUGCUCAGCGUUUAAAGCAAGCAACAGGCUUUGCUGUGGAACCAACCCACGAUAUUCUGUUUGAAGCACUACAUACAAAAUUUGAAGAACAGCAAGAAAACAUUCGACAGUUGGCUAGAGACGUACAGGGCUGGGUGCGACAUAUAAAGAUCAUGUUUGAAAAUCUACAUCAACUUGCAUGUAACUUUGAUACAUUCUACAGCUCUUGGGGUGGUGUUCGAGUGAAGAGCAUGUCAAACAUACAAGAAUUUAGUAAAAUGGCGUCUCACUUAUCAGUAUCGCUAUCUAGAGAAUUAGAUAAUGACGUCCGUGGGUUUGUCUAUAGUCGCAUUGAUGAAUUCUUAAAGGUCUUUGAAAAUCCAGCUCAAGUGAUUCAUAAACGGUCAUUAAAGAUGAUAGAUUAUGAUCGGGUACGAGACAUGAAAUCUAAGGGGGAUAUCCCAGACAAAGCGCUUCAAGAGUCUGCUGAUGCCUACGUUUCUAUCAAUGCACAACUUGUGGAGGAACUUCCCAAGUUCUUUGAAUUGACUGCCAAGUAUUUUGAUAUUCUCGUUGGUGGAUUAGCGCAUGUUCAAACCAAGUUUUAUAAACUCAUGCAACGAGAAUGGACAAAGCUAGUCGAGCAGCAUUUGGGAGAGAAGGCAGCGUCAGGCUAUGCGGAGAUUAUCACAAAAUAUAUGCAGCAGUAUGAAAGACUACAGGUCAUUGCUGAUCAAAUUGAUAUACUGCAUCCUGAUCGUUAUGUGACAAGAACAGAAAGUAGCUCUUCUUUUGACCAACGAUCUUUACGAUCCUUACAUUCAUUAAAUUCUACAGCAUCUAGCAAAGUCUACACAUCCCAACCAAGUUUUACAUCACAGGAAAACCUCCCACAUGACUUUGAAUGUGUGGUGCUUUACGACUAUCAGCCAUAUGAAAAAGACAAGUUGAAUGUGAAAAGAGGUGAUAUCCUAGUUGUACACCAAGACGAAGAUCACAUGGAUCCAGAUUGGUGGUAUGGAACACUUAAGGAUAGUGAUUCAUCUGGUUGGGUUCCUAUUAACUAUUGUCAGAGACUGUAAUACGUUGUAUAUAUAUAUAUAUAUAAUAUAU